Messenger RNA from Schistosoma bovis, 1939 nucleotides. NCBI's taxonomy places the organism in Eukaryota, Metazoa, Platyhelminthes, Trematoda, Strigeidida, Schistosomatidae. The record is from the annotation of a GenBank genome assembly.
AUGGGCAAUAAUAUUUCUGACCCGUCUAUUCACUUAGUAAAAAGUGACUGUUUGAGAGGCGGAUUUGCGAUCUAUAAAAAUGAUAAUUAUGAGGUUUCAUUCCAUCAUACUGUUCAACCUACAUAUAACAAGUUUCGCAUUAUCAAGUACCUUAAGACACAUACGACAACUAAUAGAAAUGAUGAUUCGCAAAGUGAUGUGAAAAUUAGUACGUGUGCAAACGUGCUUGCGUGUGAUUAUCUACUAAGCUCGUCGAUACCUGUUAGGCUGCGUCAUCCGUCUAUUCUUCGUGUCCACAAGGCUUGUUCUGAUGGACUUAACAGUUUGUACUUGGUGGUUGAAAACUCAGUCCCAUUUAGUGCUUUCGUUACCAAUCCCACAAUGGAUGACCUACUAGCUGGGUCCUAUAGUCUUCUCUCUGCUCUCAACUUCCUGCAUAAUACACUUGGAGUUUCGCACAAUAACGUGGAUACUACCAGCGUAUUUAUUGAUUCGAAUAUGUGUUGGAAGUUGUGCGGUUUUGAGCUCGCGCUGGAAUUUAAGAAUAUGUCUGCUGACCAUAUACGAAGAAUUGAAGCUUUAAAGGGACAACAAGACGCAAAAGUGGGUCAAACAAAAUUAUUUGACGCUUUUCAGGCUUUAAAUUUUGAUCCGGCGUAUGCCUUCUGUUAUGAUAUAUAUUGUUUUAGUCGAAUGAUUUGUACGCUAACUGAUAUAGGAGAAGGUCCUUUCUAUAAUCUCGUACAGGUUUUAAUUAACUCUUGCAUGCAUAGUUUACCCAAAGCGCGUAUACCUUCUGACCACCUAUUAGCUCACCCAUCUUUCAAGAGCCCAUAUAUAUCCACAUUGGAUUUUUUAGACACAUAUGUGAGUCGUAGUGAUGAGGAGAAGGAAGUGUUCUUCAGAUCAUUUACAGAAAAAGUAUUUAACAGGAUAUCAGAAGAGUUAUUUUGUCGCAAUAUUUUACCAAAAAUGUUCGAAAACACUAUCUUUCUUGAUUAUCCGGCUCAAACCCUACUUGCUCAGAUUUUCCACGCUUUCGAAGAAAACCUUCAAGAGUCACCCAAAUCCAAAUUGAUCAUAUCUCUUCGAAAUUUUCAAAAGUUUGUCAAUCCUUUAAUUGUUCAAAAAUUUAUGGUUAACGAGAGACACACACGUAUUUUGUUACUUCAGCACUUCACUGGCUAUUUAAAAAUAUUAACUGAUAGUGAUUUGUUAAAUGUGAUAUUACCACAAAUAUGUCGUGGAGUUUUCGAUAGUCAUAAUGCACUAUCAGUUUUAAGUUUACAAGCGUUAGGAUGUCUUGCUAGUCGUUUGAAUGCUACUGUUGUUUUAAAUCAUUUACGUCGGAUCGAAGAAAGCCUAUGUAAAGCUGGCAGUUUAUCUAAUAAUUUUAAUCAUAGUAGGAGCACUGACGGAAAUAAUAGAUUUCUUACUUAUGUAUGGCCUCGUAAUAAUCUAUUUUAUGAAGCUGCACCAAAAAUUAAUCGAACCAAUCGGGAAAUUCCUUUAUGUGAGAAGAAACAAACCCAUGUGUUGAAUGAAUCCAGUCGACCGUUAGCUCAAUUGGCCGUUUUUUCUCCAAAUUAUGAUCCAUCUAUGAAUUCCUGUUUUUUAAGCUGUACGGAUACGGAUGACCUUUCCACUGAUUCUCGUCCAUGGAAUAUAAUAUUUGUAUGAAUAUGCAUCAAUAUUUGAAUAAAUAGUUUAACGGAAAUUGGGCAUUCAAUAUAUGAAAGAGAUUGUGUGUAAAAAUUGUUUGAAAUAAUCUCGGCGAAUUAAAUUUAGUUUAUUCCAACGUUUUGUUGAAUAAUCUUAUGUGGACUUGCCAUGUUUGAGGAGAUUACCAUUUCAUCUAAAUCUGCGAACGGAACGAAGACUCGGCAACACAAUAACGAAAUAAGCUAACUAUUCCGAUGCGUCCCAGCCCCGCUAACUA